CAGCCCAGAUCCUCAUAGGUAUAUUCCCCCCGCGCUUCUACCUAUCUCGUCUCACCCACAGCUCAUCCUGUUUUGCCCACAGCACAGAACAACAUUAUCAAGCGAAACCCCCCAGAAUCCUGGAAACCGAUUCGCGAAAUAGUUAUUCUUAUUCAUCAUUACCUCUUCUCUACACCUUCCCCCCGCCUUUUUAAUCUGUAUGAAAGCCUAAAUAUCUACUCCGUAGACGGCGGACGAACGUCAGCCCGGGCUUAGGAGUUACAAGGACGUCGAUCGCCCGUUCGCUCUUAACUUACAAGGAAUGCAAGCGCGAGAGGCCUAGCGGGGAAACCCUCAAAAUCGUCAACGUCAGCAAAGACCAUCCACACACCUCACUCACACACCCUGAGCUUCACUUGGGCUUCACUCACGUCAGGGUCGCUCACACACCCUGAGCUUCACUUGAGCUUCACUCACGUCAGGGUCGCUCACACACCCUUCACUCAUAUUCACUCACACUACCUUACACCCAUACAAAAAGUCACUAGACAAUGACACCGCCGGCAUCAUCGGCCACCGCAGCCCGACAACAAUCCGACCAGAACACCGCCGCUCCUGGCAACAGCGGCACCAGUAAACAACAGCUCAGCUGCGCAAACUGCCGCCAUCGCAAGAUCAAAUGCGAUAAGCUACAGCCCCGGUGCAAGCAGUGCGAGCGCUCCGACCUCGACUGCGUCUUCCCCUCCCGGAAGCGGAACCGCAAGCCGCGCCAGGGGAGGCAGAAUGAGCUGCUGAAUCGCAUCACCCGUCUGGAGAGCAUCGUCAGCAAGGUCGACUCUGGUAACGUGGAUGGAGUCGUCAGGGGCGGCGGUACCGGGACCCCGACCGGCUCGGCGGGAGGAGCGGUACCCCCUACGGCCUUGCUCGCGGCUGCCGUCUCAGCGACGCCGCAUUCUAUAUCGGCGGCGGUGGCGGGCCGAAGGGGUGUUGGUGGCGACUCCGUCUCGGGUAUGAAUGACGCGGAGCCGUCGCCGCCCGGAGCGGGGUGGGACUCUCAGCCCGCCCCGCCGACCAACUACAUGAGCGCCGAGUUCUGGGAGAAUCUGUGCCAGGAGGUCGAGGGCAUGAGACAGGCCUUGGAUCAGCCAUCCGACAGCGAAGGGUCCGAUGAUGAGGAAGCAGGAGGUCAGGGGCAGCAGGGCCACCAGCAGCAUCAGCAUAGUACGACGAGCCCCGAGUCAUCCACAGCCAAUAAGGGUCAGACGCCGCCCGCGCUGUCCGGGCUCAUUUCGAGCUUCGUCACUGGCGGCGAUGAGCCGCUGAGGCACCCGCCGCGGGAUCACAUCAUGUACAUGUGCGGCAUCUUCUUCUCCAACGUCGAUCCGGCUUUCAAGGUCAUUCACCGGCCGACGGUCUCUGUCGAGCUGGAAGGGUUCGCGAACGCUGUGAAUAAGCACAUUGACGAUGCAACGGAGGCCUUGUUCUUUUCCAUGUACUACGGCGCCGUUACGAGCUUGACAAACGAGGCUUGUCUGAGGAACUUGGGAGAGGAGAGAAGCGUUCUCGCGCAGAGGUACCGGGAGGGCGUUGAGAGGGCGCUGCACAAGGCAGACUAUCUCAACAGCACUGAGAUUCGUACCCUUCAAGCGCUGACGUACUAUGUGUGCUUCCUCCGCUCACACAACGCCAGCCGCGCGUCCUGGGCCCUCAUCCCCCUGGUCGUCCGCCUCGCCCAGGCCCUCCACCUUCACCGCGACGGCGUCAACCCCCCGCUCCCGCCCUUCGAGGCCGAGAUGCGCCGCCGGCUGUGGUGGAUGAUUGUCGUCCUCGACAUCCGCGCCGCCGAGGACCGCGGUACCGACGCCGCCAUCCCGCGGCAGUCCUACAACACCCGCCUGCCCUUCAACCUCGAUGACGACGACUUCGGCCCCGGAACGACGGAUCCGCUCGAGGACAGGACGGGCCCGACCGAGAUGACGUUUUGCCUGUGCACGAGCAUGUCGUCGGGCAUCUUUGGCAACCUGCGGCCGCGGCACCCGCAGCUCGCGCUCGACAACGACGGCACGCCGGAGCCGACGACGUCGGAGGAUGAGAUCAUGGCGCACGCGCAGCGUCUUGAAGCGCUCUUUGGCACCGCGCCGGCCAAAACACCUGCGUCGGACGGCGAUGGCUCUAGCGGCGGUGGCGGCGGCGACGACGAAGACCAGGAUACCCGACACCUACCCGCCAAUCACGCUGCCGUGACGGUACGCAUCAUCAUCCUCAAAAUGUGGCUAUCGGCGCAGUACCCCUUUACCCCCCGCGCCUCCACGGCGACGGCGAAGCCCCGCGUCGCGCGCGAGACGAUGCUCCGCACGGCGGUGAACACGAUCGAGCUGGUCGAGUACAGCUCGGCGACGUACCGCGAGCGGUUCGGGUGGUGGAUCGACAGUUACGUGCAGUGGCACCCGCUCGCCGUCGCGCUGGCGGAGCUGUGCGUGCAGACGCGCGGGGAGCUGGUGGAGCGGGCGUGGCGGGUGGUGGAUCGGAACUUUCACGGGAUGAGGGAGCGGAUCGCGGAUACCAGGCGGGGCACGCUCUGGAGGCCGCUGAAGAAGCUUUUGAGGAGGGCGAGGGCUGCGAGGGCGGAGGCUAUGAUGGGGGCGUUGAAGUUGGGUGAUGGUGGGAGGGGGGCGCCUGUGAGUGCUGCGGCGGGGGCGGCGACGGAGCAGCAGGGGGCUGCGAGGAGGACGGUGGAGGUGCCGCAGAAUGAGGAAGAGGAGGAGGAAGAUGAUGACGAUGAGGAUGGUGACGAUGAUGGCGAUGGAGACGUGGAUGUCACGGGUGUUCAAGAGCCAUCUCCUACUGCGGCGCCGGCGGUGGGAGGCCACGGUGUGAGUAUGGGGACUUUACACCCGGCUUUCAGAACAGACCGUAUCGGCGGUAACACCGCCAACGCCUCUGCCGCUGUUUCUUGGCACGGAGGCGGCUCUACGCUGCCUCCCACGAGUAUGCCUUUCGCGACGACAAACACAGUUGGUCUGGGUGGUCCCACGCCGAUGGCGGUCGAUCCGUCGAUGACGGCGGCGGCCGGGAUGCCCGCGUCAUCUCUGCCUCCUUCAACGUCUGCACCCAUGAACCCGCCGUUCGGGCUGACGCCUGAGGACAUGGCCAUGUUUGGGGGCACGCCGCUCUUUAGUAACCCGCAGGACCUGAUUGCGCAUUUCGGGAUCCAGAUGGAUGCUGGAGACUUUGGGUGGGACCCGAGUUCGUGGGACGAGUUUGUCGUUGAUGCGAAUAUGGAGAGGUCGCCUGGGGAUGACGGGUGAUUUCAAUUUGAGUGACUAAGGAAACCACAAGAGGGAGAGGAGGCGCAUGGGAUACCUAAAUGAACUGUCGCGUAGGUGUGGUGUAUAACAUGGAAAAAGGAAAGGAAGAAAUGAAAUGGUGAUGCUGUACGAUAGGGAUGACGAAUCACGCCCAUCAAUACUGGAGAAUGGAAGAGAAAUCUAGACUCUCAAAUGAAAUUCAUUGUAAUAG
Molecule: messenger RNA, 3498 nt
Organism: Colletotrichum scovillei
Lineage: Eukaryota; Fungi; Ascomycota; Sordariomycetes; Glomerellales; Glomerellaceae
Product: fungal specific transcription factor domain-containing protein
Exons: 2
Coding region: 531-3287 (918 amino acids)
Biological process (GO): regulation of DNA-templated transcription; DNA-templated transcription
Molecular function (GO): DNA binding; DNA-binding transcription factor activity, RNA polymerase II-specific; zinc ion binding
Source: RefSeq, a predicted model, not a curated record